Messenger RNA from Prosopis cineraria, 1944 nucleotides. RefSeq names its product ACT domain-containing protein ACR2. The transcript has 8 exons. NCBI's taxonomy places the organism in Eukaryota, Viridiplantae, Streptophyta, Magnoliopsida, Fabales, Fabaceae. The record is from RefSeq and is a predicted model, not a curated record. Bases 434 to 1858 code for a protein of 474 amino acids.
CCCAGUUUUUGAGUCUUUUAUCACAUCCUCAUUAACUAUUUUUCUUUCUUCUUUGUGAUCUUGAUAUUCCUUUUGAUCCUUUCGCCAUAGUCAUUAAUCUUCUUCGUUCGAUUGUCUAUUUUUGAAAACCUAGUUCAGAUGUUCAUGCCAAUAAUUCAAUGCUUUUUCUACAUAUUUUUAACGCAAAGGCAUGCCCCAAGCUAGUAAUCUAAUGCAUUCAUUCUUGACAAUCGUCCCACAUUAAUAUUUGAGUAGAACAGAAUUGAAGCUGAGAGAGAAACUAGCAUAUUAUCCACAUUGUUAGGGUAAAAGCAGCAAAAAAGCUUGUAAGUUUUGACAUGGCAGAAGAAGACUCUUCAUUGACGUCUUCUUGCCCAUAUAGAUUACAUCAGAAUCAGAAAGACUCCGAGAUAAUAUCUUUUCAUGACCUUGCAUGAAGAAGGUUUGUUGGCCUUACUUUGAUCCUGAGUUUGAUACUCUCCCAGAAAGGAUAAAUGGUCCCACUUGCAGAGUCACCAUCGACAAUGAGAACACAGAGGAUUGUACCGUAGUAAAGGUGGAUAGCGUAAACAAGCAGGGUCUCCUUCUAGAAGUGGUGCAAGUUUUAACGGACAUGAACCUUCAAAUCUGCAAAAGCUAUAUUUCAUCUGAUGCUGGCUGGUUUAUGGAUGUGUUUCAUGUUAUAGAUGAACAUGGCAACAAACUAACGGACCAGAAAGUCAUUAACUAUAUCCAGCAGGCCAUAGGAAGGUCAAGAGGGUCUCCACAUUCCAUAAAGGCCUAUUCCAGCAAGGUUUUCCCUAACUAUCUUCAUCCAAACGAGCACACCGCCAUCGAGAUGACCGGGGCCGACCACCCCGGUCUCUUCUCCGAGAUCUCUGCCGCCCUCGCCGACCUCCAUUGUAACAUCGACGAGGCUCACGCUUGGACCCACAAUGCCAGAUUAGCUUGCGUCGCCUACAUCACAGACCAAUCCACACAUUCCCCGAUCGAAGACCCUUGCCGCCUCGCCUACAUCGAAGAUCGCCUCACCACUGUCCUCCGCGCCACCACCAACCCUAAUAGUCCGAGAGGCAACCAGCAAGAGGUGAAGAUGGUGGAACUCCACGGCCGAGAAGGCACCAUGACCACCGUGGAGCGGAGGCUGCACCAGCUCAUGCUUUCCGUUAGGGAUUUCGAAGCGCCUUCAGGUCCAACGACGGCAGAGAUGCCGAGCGGUGGGGAAGAGAUGAGAAGGAAAAGAAUGGUGAGAAUUGAAAGCUGCAAGCAAAAGGGGUAUUCUAUAGUAAGUAUAGAGUGUAAAGAUCGACCCAGGCUCAUGUUUGAUGCUGUCUGCACUCUCACCGACAUGCAGUACGUCAUUUUCCACGCUUCUAUCAGCGCCCAUAGAGGUUAUGCCUUUCAGGAGUAUUUCAUUCGGCAUAUAGACGGGUAUGCUUUGAGUACAGAAAGCGAGAAGGAAAGAGUGGCCAAAUGCUUGGAGGCAGCAAUAGAACGCCGUGUUUGUGAGGGAGUUCGGGUGGAGUUGCGCGCAGAGAACAGAGUUGGGAUGCUAUCGGACAUAACGAGGAUGCUGAGAGAGAAUGGGUUAGCUGUGGUUAGAGCGGACGUAGAGACGCAUGGAGAGAAGUCUGUGAAUGCUUUUUAUGUGAGAGAUGUAUCUGGGAAUUAUGAAGUGGACAUUGAUUACUUCGUUCAGUCUGUCAAGAGGGAGAUGGGUCCUACCGUGCUUCACAUCAACCAUAACAUUCGUACUGCUGACGAUGCCAACACCACCCCCAUCUCCUUCGGACACAAGCUCAGAUCUCACAUUGAUCGUCUUUCUCAUGCCUUACUCAUCUUAUCAGCUCAUGACUAGCAGCUACGCAUCUUCUCGAUCUUCUUUGCUUCAAUUGUAUUAUUCCUUUGUAAAUAAUAUACCAACUUUAUACGUUUCUGUCUCUA